This is a messenger RNA of Mangifera indica (mango), 2322 nucleotides long. RefSeq lists its product as uncharacterized. The transcript is spliced from 4 exons. Bases 152 to 2233 code for a protein of 693 amino acids. NCBI's taxonomy places the organism in Eukaryota, Viridiplantae, Streptophyta, Magnoliopsida, Sapindales, Anacardiaceae. The record is from RefSeq and is a predicted model, not a curated record.
GAAAAAAAGCAAAAUUAGCGGGCAUUUGAAUUUGAAAUGUCAUAACGGCCAAAUCAGCCAUAGAUGCUCCCCGUCUUAACUCCCCCAACAGCAACUGCAAGACUCAUCGGUCUCAUCUUCACAGUUUGUCUCUCACACACAUACAAACUCAAUGGCCUCUCUCACUCCAGGAAUCCUUCUAAAACUUCUCCAAUCCAUGAACUCAACAACCCGUGUCACGGGCGACCACCGCUCCGCUCUCCUCCAAGUCAUCGGCAUUGUUCCUGGUCUCGCAGGCUCCGACCUCUGGCCCAACCACGGCUUCUACGUGCAGCUCUCUGAUUCCGUCAACUCAACCUAUGUCUCCCUCUCGGAACAUGACACUGAACUCAUUCUCACCAACCGCCUCCAGCUUGGCCAGUUCGUUCAUGUUGACCGAUUUGAGUUCGACUCGCCCGUCCCUCGUGUGAACGGAAUUCGUCCAAUCGCAGGCCGCCAUGCUUUCGUAGGCACUCCUGAACCUCUCAUUGCGCGCAUUUCUGCGUCGAAAAGAGAAUUUGUUAUUCAACCAGUGUCCGAUUCGGAGUACUCCGUCGAUCCAAUUGCCGUUUACUUGUCCAAAAACAAGUCCGAUCGAAAAGAAAACAAUGAAUCCAAAGGAGAUGAUAAAAUUGAAAAAACUAAAACAAGACAAGCUCUUGCGCCGAGAGAUAACGUCCCAAUUCCAAAUUUAGAUGAAAGCAAACCAGUUUUAGAAAAGCCACCUCAGAGGUUUUCAUCUCCGGCUACUGCAAAACGAUCAGGAUCGAUUGGAAAAAAGAAUCAGGCAGUGGUUGAAAGAAAUCCAUCUCCGGCAGGAAAUGUGAAGAGAUCUGCGUCUCCGGUGCCAUCAAAAUGUGUUGUGCCUAGCCUAGUUGCUGCUAAAGAUGACAAUCGGAAGACGGCAAGGGAGCCAGCAAUAAUAGUUCCGUCAAGGUAUCGGCAGCCUUCGCCGAACGCGAGGAAGCAGGCUUCACCAAAUCCACGAAGGGCUUCGCUCUCUCCUGGGAGAAGGUUGUCGGGAGGAGUGAAGUUUUCACCUGUUGUUGCAGAUUCUGGUGGGAAGAAGAAGAUGGCAACCAUUGUUGCCGGGAUUUCCAAACAUUCAGAGGUCAAGAAUGGUAGAAAAAGCUGGGAUGAGUCGCCUCCUGUCCAAGAUUCAGGAGAGCAGAAAGAAAAGGCUGCCGUAAAGAGUAAUAAGCCAGAUCUGGAAUCCAUUUUGCGAACUCAUGCUGCUAUUUCUAGACGUCUAAGUGGUGUUAAUGGGCAAAAGUCGGUCAGUGAUGAUUCUUUAACCAAGAAGAAUAGUAAACCAAGUUCGCCUGAAACCAGUUUGGGUUAUGAAACGCUGGGAAUUCCAAUUCAUGAAAAAAAAUGGACUGAUGGCAGUGUUUCACUGGAUUCAGUCUCCUUUGGCCUUGCAAGAAUGGGGAAGGAGGCCAUGCAAAGAAAAGUUCUUGCUGCUGCAGCAGCGGCUGAAGCAUUAGAGGAGGCCUUUGCUACCGAGUCUCUUGUAAGGUGUUUGAGCAUGUUCUCUCAACUCUCCUCUACAUCCAAGGCUGGAAAUCCUUUGCCCACAAUCGAUAGAUUCUUUUCAAUAUACACUGACGUAGUGAAAUAUACUGGAAUCGCUGAAUCUGUUACAACCCGAGAUAACAUCUCGACUGAGCAGUCAAAAUCCACUUCUCUCUGGGUUGAAGCAGCAUUGGCCACUGAUCUUGAGAUUGUCUCUCUUCUCACCGCCCUAAACAACGAAGCUCCUUCAACUCUGCAGAAAAGUUUUUCGAAUGGAAAACAUCUGAAUCUACAAAACCGACUAAAGGGUAGCAGUAGUACAGCAACAGCCACAGAUUCUAAUAUUGAGACGUGGACAAGAGGCCAUGGAAUGGAAGAAACUGUGCAGCUUGGAAAGAAUUUGCAGUCUGAGAUGCAAGUUUGGUUUGUACGGUUUGUUGAGGAAUUGCUGGAUGCUGGUUUCCGGGUGUUUGGAGAAGGUGAAAUCAAUGGAAGUGUAACUCUUCCUAUGGAUUGUGGUUCAAUUGCAGUAGUCUUGUCCCAGUUGAAGCGUGUAAAUGAAUGGUUGGACAGUGAGGUUUCAAGCAAGGACGAUACACUCAGUACAAAGAUCGAGCAGUUGAAGAGAAAGAUCUAUGGGUUUGUAAUUCAGCAUGUGGGAACUACAUUUGAUAAUGCUUCGCAUGUUGCUUCUUCUUGAUCUAUUUAAUUUCAGUUCAAAGCUUGAAAUUAUGUAAUGAUUUCCUUCUUUAUUUGAAGAUAUGGAAUUAGAGUAAGAUCAUUUCCACA